Lodderomyces orthopsilosis Co 90-125 is the source of this 834-nucleotide messenger RNA. RefSeq names its product flavodoxin-like fold family protein (gene YCP4). The record is from RefSeq and is a predicted model, not a curated record. Gene Ontology annotation, molecular function: FMN binding; NAD(P)H dehydrogenase (quinone) activity. Lineage: Eukaryota; Fungi; Ascomycota; Pichiomycetes; Serinales; Debaryomycetaceae. The coding region runs from base 1 to 834 and encodes 277 amino acids. The transcript has a single exon.
AUGAAGAUUGCAAUUAUUGUAUACUCAACAUACGGUCACAUCAUUACUUUGGCCAAAGCUGUACAAGAAGGUGUUUCCAAAGCUGGUUAUAAAGCUGAUUUAUUUCAAGUACCAGAAACUUUACCCCAAGAUAUUCUUGAUCAAUUACAUGCAGCACCAAAACCUAAAGAUAUCCCCAUUGCCACAUUAGAUACAUUGACUGAAUACGAUGCAUUCCUUUUCGGUAUUCCAACUAGAUUCGGUACUUUGCCAGGACAAUUUUUUGAAUUUUUUGGUGCCACCGGUGGAUUAUGGGCUCAAGGUGCAUUAUCUGGUAAACCAGCAGGUAUUUUCGUUUCUACUGGUACUCAAGGUGGUGGUCAAGAAACUACGGUGAGAAACUCAUUGAAUUUCUUGGCCCAUCAUGGUUUGAUUUAUAUUCCAUUGGGUUAUGCUAAAGCUUUCCCUGAACAAUCGAAUUUGGAAGAAAUUCAUGGUGGAUCGGCUUAUGGUGCUGGAACUUUUGCUGGAACUGAUGGUUCAAGACAACCAACUAAGUUGGAAUUGAAGGUUGCUGCUACACAAGGUGAAGUAUUUGCUCAACUGGCAGCUAAGUUCUAUCCCGAGGAAAAGAGUGGCGAAAGUAAAAAAGAUGCUACUGCUGGUGCUGCUGGUGCUACUGGUGCUGCUGCUACUGAUUCAAAGAGUAAAUCGACUGCAACUGAAAAGCCAGCUGAGAAACCAGCCACUCAAGCCAAAGAUAAAUCUACCACCACAGCACCAAGAACUCAACAAUCCACCAAAGCUCCAGAAUCAGAAGAUAAAAGUUUCUGUUCCAAAUGUAUAAUAAUGUAA